Messenger RNA from Lodderomyces orthopsilosis Co 90-125, 2814 nucleotides. RefSeq lists its product as uncharacterized. The coding region runs from base 1 to 2814 and encodes 937 amino acids. The record is from RefSeq and is a predicted model, not a curated record. Lineage: Eukaryota; Fungi; Ascomycota; Pichiomycetes; Serinales; Debaryomycetaceae. The transcript has a single exon.
AUGAUUGAUAUAAAACUACUACGGAACUUGUUUCUCGUCAUUUUGUUCAUAAACAUCUUUUAUUUUGUGAAGGUUUAUCGACUAGAAGAAGAAAAACUUAAACAAUUAGCAAUAGCACAUGUUACUUCGAUAGAUUACACUACUGAUGACCAAAUUGAAUACGAUAAAACCAAGGAUUACCAUAUGUUGGAACCAAAACAGAAGAUUGCAUACCUACUAGACAAAGUUCAUGAAAAUCAAGAUAACCGAUAUUGGUUAGCUGAUACUUCGAUGGAAAACCCAUCUGUUAUGAUUAACCCACAUGAAUAUCUACCGCCUAGAGAGUACAACUAUAUUGAAACUUGGCAAAAUAAAUCUGAACUAUAUUACGAACCGAGAUUCACUCUUGCUGUUUACUUGGAUGAAUUAAAACAUCAAUUGAAAUUGCAUAAUCCUAAUAACGAGAGGCUGAAAGAUCAUUUGAUACGAAUGCCAUUUGCAUGGUCAGAUUGGGUUGAUUUGACAAUGUUGAAUGAAGAGAUUUUAAAGCCAAUUGAUGAGCGUAGAACUUGUCAAUCUUUACAACUGCGUGCAAACAAAAAAACAAAGUACCCAAAGUGGUGUAAGAAUUUGGUUGAUUUAGAAGAUGAGGAAGUCGAGGAGAUUGGCUUGUCUCGAGCAGAUAUGCCAGGAUUUAUUGUUCGAAGUUCACCGAUGAAUAAGGCCCAUCACAAGGAAGUUAUGUUACAAGGAAAGGGCCAUUUGUUGACGUCGCAAGAAAAUCCCAUUGCAAUGAUCUUCCUUACUAAAGAUGGUACGUAUGAAACUCAGUUGUUGGGUCAACGACAAAGGUUGGUGCGUACUGAUUUAUUUGAAAAGUAUCUUGAGCGCAGAAAUUUGGACUUAACAGCGGGUUUAGAUGAGAUUGAAAUGAAUCCACAAGCUGAAUUUAAAUCGUUGCUUGAAACGGUUCCGGCAAGGCCGUUGAAUGUAGAUGAUGAUAUCUACAAGAUGAGACAAAUCACCCGACAAAAAGAAUUCAAUGCGUCGAGGGAGUUGCAUCUUGACAAAGAUGCAUUCCAUUAUAAACAAGAGGCCAUUGAUGAACAAAUUAGUGAUUAUGAAGUUAGAUUGAACAAGAUCAAAGAAUCAAUUACCAAUGAAUUGAGAUAUGAUCCUGCCGUGAUUGAGGAAAAUCGAUUGAACCGACAUGAGAUCAACCACUAUAACGGAUUAAAAACUGCCAAUAAGUAUUCAGUUGAAAAGGAGCCAACGUACUAUAAGCUUGCCACUUUGAAAAAAGACAAAACUAAUAGUGAUGCUGGAUGGCAUUAUGAGUGGAGAUUUUUCAAUGGGGCUCUUAGGUAUAUCAAAGAUGACACAUGGACUUCUGAGCAAUUGGAAGUACGGGAACAGAUCAUUCUUGAUAGACUACUAAGAAAUUGGUUUCGAUUUGCUGAGGAAAAAGGAAUCAUUUCGUGGAUCGCCCAUGGUCCUCUUUUGUCUUGGUAUUGGGAUGGAUUGAUGUUUCCGUACGAUAUUGACAUUGAUAUUCAGAUGCCUAGUUCAGAGUUGAACCGAUUAUCAGCCAACUACAACAUGACUUUGGUAAUUGAAGAUGUUAGUGAAGGAUACGGAAAAUAUCUCAUCGAUUGUGCUACAUUCUUACACCAUAGAGACGUGGCAAGAAAAGACAAUCAUAUCGAUGCAAGAUUCAUUGAUAUUGACACCGGCACUUAUAUUGAUAUAACUGGAAUUGGUAUCAACAAUGAGCAACCACCGCCAGAAUACGAUGGGUAUAUCAGAAACAAGCAACGUAAACAAGAAUCUGUUGAAUUGUACAUGGACAGGAGAAAGCACUGGUUGAAUUUUGAGAAAAUCAGCCCUUUGCAUUAUUCAAUGAUCGGCGGGGUACCAGUUUAUGUGCCUAAUGAUAUCAUGUCUAUGCUCAACAAUGAAUAUUCAGCUGGAACUAGAUCUUAUUACUUCGGAGGAUACUACUAUGUGCCAUGUUUGAGAUUGUGGUUGCAAGUGAACAAGAUUAAACCAAUUUUUAAACCUGAACAAUACGAAGCAAAGACAAAAGUACGUGAACGUGAAAAGCUAACUGAAUUGAUCAAAAAUAUUGAUGAUGAAGGUAAAUUGAGACUUUUGGAGAUGCAUGAAGAUGUAUUAAUUGAGUACUAUCUCACUCAUAAGUUGACUGCAUUGCAUGAAAUUGAAAAGAAGUUUAUGCUUGAUCAUACUUUGCAACAGCUGAUGUUUGAUUUACUGGAGAAAGUGGAGUACCAUCAAUUAACAUCGAGAUUUAAAAUGGGUUCGCCAUUGAGGAAGAGUUUAUUUGACUUUGAAUACUUUGAGAGGUUUAAGCACAUGAAGAAGCCGGAAAUCGAAAGUGACACUUUCGAGGAUAAGGAAGGCGAUGCCUAUUCAGUUGAUCCCAAUUUGCAUUCAGUAUCCACCCCAGGUGAUGAAAACGUUGACAGCUUUCAAAAUAAAGACAGCAUGGCUCAAGUUGUAGAGGAUACAAAUUCUGAUGAUGGGGAUGGUAGAGCCGAUUUUCAUGACAAUGAUGACAGAGUGGACCCAAAUGACUCUGAUGGUAGAGAAGAUUCACAACAAGCUGAUACUGACAGAGAUGAUCCACUUGGUGUAGGAAAUGAAGUGGGUGUAGAGAAUUCAGGGGACAUAGUAAAUGAGAACGCUCCUGAUGAUGAUGCAGCCACGAACGACAUUGACGGGGUUGAAGAUACACAAGAGGGAGAUGGAAGAGGGGAUUUGCAUGAUACUGAGUCUCCAGGAGAGGACGUAGUUAUAGAGAACCCAAAGAACUAA